Messenger RNA from Gossypium raimondii (Peruvian cotton), 2164 nucleotides. RefSeq names its product nucleobase-ascorbate transporter 3. Gene Ontology annotation, cellular component: plasmodesma; plasma membrane. The coding region runs from base 223 to 1875 and encodes 550 amino acids. NCBI's taxonomy places the organism in Eukaryota, Viridiplantae, Streptophyta, Magnoliopsida, Malvales, Malvaceae. The record is from RefSeq and is a predicted model, not a curated record. Gene Ontology annotation, biological process: transmembrane transport. Gene Ontology annotation, molecular function: transmembrane transporter activity. The transcript has 15 exons.
CAUUUCAUCCUCUUCUCUCUUCUCUCUAUAUAUUUCAAAAGAUUUCAUUUUAAUUUGUCUCCAAAAAGAAAAGAUUUUAUUUUAAUAAAAAUAUAAUUUUGAGCUCAAUGAACUUUCUUUUGUUCUUUAAUAUUUUCCAUUCAUCGAAGCUAUACAGAAGGAAUCUGAACAAAAAGAAGAUUACAAAUAGCUGAGAAAAGUAAUUGAGAAAAGUUUAAAAAAAUGGGUGAAACGGAGAAUCAUCAGCACCACCACCCACCGCCGCCACAAGUGGUUGCUCCGCCGGCUGCUCCUCCUCCUAAUUUCGCUCUUUCAAGGGGACCUACUUGGACUCCAGCUGAACAACUUCAUCAACUUCAAUACUGCAUCCACUCCAAUCCUUCUUGGCCUCAAGCACUUUUAUUGGCAUUCCAACACUUCAUUGUGAAUCUUGGUACAACGGUGUUAAUUGCAAGUACUAUGGUGCCUCGAAUGGGUGGUAAUCAUGGUGAUAAAGCUCGGGUUAUUCAAGUAUUGCUGUUUAUGUCAGGCAUUAAUACGUUACUUCAAACGCUUAUUGGCUCGAGACUUCCCACAGUGAUGGGUGUAUCAUUUGCUUAUACCUUGCCGUUGUUGUCUAUCAUCAACGAUUAUACCGAUGAGGCCUUUGGAACUGAGCAUGAUCGGUUUGUUCGCGGUAUAAGAACCAUUCAGGGAUCACUAAUCGUUGCUUCCUUCGUUAAUAUCAUCCUCGGGUACAGUAGGGCAUGGGGCGAGCUAACAAGGUUCUUUACUCCCAUAGUCAUGGUACCGGUUGUUUGUCUCGUUGGUCUCGGUCUCUUUGCACGAGGCUUCCCAUUGCUUGGUAACUGCGUGGAAAUUGGCCUGCCUAUGCUUAUUCUACUGAUUAUUUCUCAACAGUACCUGAAGCGUGUCCACUCGAGAGCCCAUCUAAUACUCGAGAGGUUUGCCUUGCUUAUUUGCAUUGGAAUUGUGUGGGCUUUUGCUGCUAUCCUAACCGUGUCUGGUGCUUACAACAACGUUAAGACUGCUACUAAACUGAGUUGCCGCACGGAUCGAUCUUACCUAAUGUCUUCUGCUCCUUGGAUUAAAAUCCCGUACCCAUUUCAAUGGGGCACACCUAUAUUCAGAGCUAGCCAUGUGUUCGGGAUGAUCGGUGCUGCACUCGUUUCGUCUGCCGAGUCAACUGCAACCUUUUUUGCAGCAGCUCGGCUUUCGGGUGCCACAGCCCCUCCGGCACAUGUACUCAGCAGAAGUAUUGGCUUACAGGGCAUCGGUAUGUUACUCGAAGGACUUUUUGGUUCACUCGUUGGUACUACCGCAUCCGUUGAAAAUGUUGGCCUUCUCGGACUUACACAUAUAGGAAGCAGAAGGGUGGUACAGAUUUCCACCGGUUUUAUGAUAUUCUUCUCCAUAUUCGGGAAAUUCGGCGCAUUCUUCGCCUCUAUCCCGUUGCCGAUAUUUGCAGCCAUAUAUUGCAUUUUAUUGGGUAUUGUCGCUGCUUGUGGGAUCACAUUCAUACAGUUUGCAAAUAGUAAUUCCAUGAGAAACAUCUAUGUUUUGGGUGUGUCUCUAUUCCUCGGGUUAUCGAUUCCUCAAUACUUUGUAAUGAACACAACCGGUGACGGUCAUGGACCCGUAAGAACAAAUGCUGGAUGGUUUAACAGUAUAUUGAACACCUUCUUUUCAUCGCCUGCAACCGUGGCCACCAUCGUUGGGACCGUGCUCGAUAACACAUUAGAAGCAAGACAGGUGGACGAUAGAGGAAUCCCGUGGUGGAAACCAUUCCAACACAGCAAAGGCGAUGCUCGAACCGAGGAAUUCUACAGCUAUCCGUUAAGAAUAAAUGAAUAUAUUCCGACCCGGUUUCUCUAAAGCAUUAUCACUAAAUUGUUUUUAUAUUAGCUGCAAAAUACAGGGCAUAUUUUGUGUUCCAUAUGCAUGAGGCUCAGGUUAAAUCGGUUCUUGUAAACCGGUGGUCGGCACCGGUGAAUGUCGUGUCGGUUUUUCAAGGUAUGUAGAGUACUGAAUGUAGAUGAAAAUUGGCUGAGAAAAGGAAACAGGGAACUGGUUAAAGCUAUAUUUAUCCUACUGAACUCUUUAAGCAAAUAAUAUUGGUCAAAUUUUAUAAAAGGCCCCUGUACAAUAUAAUUUUGGUGAUUCA